UCAUUUCGCCUCAACCCUCCACCUCACUCUUGCUUUAUUUAUAUCUUGCUACUCCCCGUUGAAAUUCAAUUUGGUUAUUAAGCUCUGCAAUUGCUCUGAAGAGUAACUUCACAAUCACACUCGAUCCAGCUUGAGACCCCACUAUGGAGGUCGUCGCCAGUGCGGACACACCUCUCCAACCGGGACCCUCCUACGGUAACCAUCCAUUCCCCAGCGCCAUGGACGCUUCUAUGGAUAUCGAUAUGGACCUGGACCUAGGUCCCAUGCCCGAAAAUGAGCAAAGCGAGACCGUUCAGGAUCCCAUGGCCGUGGCAUCUACCGCCGCCGAAGGCGCGGUAGACCCCGAAGAAGUGCUGUAUGAAAAAGUUCACGUUAGAGGCGUCGACGAAUUGACCACAGACAACAUCAAAGAAUUCUCAAUGAGCCACUUCGCUGGAGAGAAGCCGAGCCGUGUCGAAUGGAUUGACGACACGUCCGCGAACCUGGUCUACUCAUCAGCAGAUGUUGGCCUUCAAGCCCUCUCCGCUUUGACACAAAUCACCGAAGAAGAAGACGCGUCCUCCCUACCCGCCCUGCGCUUGCGUACAGCCAAGCUGCUAGCCAGCCACCCCGACUCGGUUCUUCAGGUGAGAUCGGCCGUGAAGACAGAUCGCAAAAAGGCACGCGCCCACGAGUCCAGUCGAUUCUAUCUCAUGCAUCCGGAGCACGACCCGCGCGAGAAACUACGACUGGAGCUUGCAGAUCGACGGCGUCAAGGUGGGGAUAGUGCCGAUGGUGAUUAUAGACGAAGACGAUUUGACGAUCGGGAGUUGCGCCGACGACGGGACCGCGAUGCGGAUGAGCAAUUUGGCGCGAGCAUGUACGAUGAAGGGGGCGCGACGAGCAGCGACCAUUUCGAUAGACGACCGCAACGAGGACACCAGGAGCUGUUCCCCGAGGACGAAGGGCGAUCGUCUGGUCGUCUUCGCAACCGCAGCGCGUCGCCCGGGCGAGACACCUUGGUGGAACAUGGAUACUCGGAACCUGACGAGCGCGCCUCGCGCAGACGGUUCCGCGAACGGUCGCCUGGCCGUCGCAACCUCGGAAAGGAGCUUUUUCCCUCGUCCGGUACGGGUGACAACGAAGCUCCGCGGGAGCUGUUCCCGAACAAGCCCACUUCAAGUUACCUCAAGAAGGAACUUUUCCCAAACAAGGUCAGCAACCACCGUCGUUCCGACGCGAUCGAUGUUGCAGACGAGACUGCAGACCUUUUCGCCCGGAGGAUUUCCCUUCCUUUAGUUGACGGACAACAGGAAGAGGCACCAUCUCAGCGCAAACGAAACAUCGAACUUUUCCCGGAUUCAUCAGCACCAGCGGGUGCCCGUAUUCGAGGGUCCUCUGGUCGGGACCAAGGGUUUUCUAUCCGCGGGUCUGCAGAUGAGGGGAUCUCGAUCAAAGGACGGGGCGCGUCUGUCCGCGAACUCUUCCCGAAUAAAUAUAACAGCAGCGGCAGGGCCGGGAACAAUGCGAACAAGGAGUUGUUUUCCGAUAAGAUCGAGGGACGAGGAGGCCCCCGGCGGAAGGCUGAGGAUUUGUUUGGUUAAUUAGGAUUUUCGGACACAUUCGCCAUGAAUGAUCAUAUACACACCAUCUUAUGAGCCAUAAUCGUUGUUAUAUUCGGGGAAUUUGCAUAUGGGGAAAAUACUAGUGACGCCACUCAAAAC
Molecule: messenger RNA, 1703 nt
Organism: Aspergillus candidus
Lineage: Eukaryota; Fungi; Ascomycota; Eurotiomycetes; Eurotiales; Aspergillaceae
Product: NCBP3 domain-containing protein
Exons: 1
Coding region: 144-1583 (479 amino acids)
Cellular component (GO): nucleus; cytosol
Molecular function (GO): RNA 7-methylguanosine cap binding; mRNA binding
Source: RefSeq, a predicted model, not a curated record